This is a messenger RNA of Ceratina calcarata, 1759 nucleotides long. RefSeq names its product BTB/POZ domain-containing protein twz (gene twz). Bases 347 to 1306 code for a protein of 319 amino acids. Lineage: Eukaryota; Metazoa; Arthropoda; Insecta; Hymenoptera; Apidae. Gene Ontology annotation, molecular function: protein binding. The transcript has 5 exons. Gene Ontology annotation, biological process: protein homooligomerization. The record is from RefSeq and is a predicted model, not a curated record.
CGCCGUGACACCGGCGAAAGACACUUCAGUCCCAUUAAAGCCUCGGUGGUGCGCGGCUCGCGCUCGUUUCAACCCUCGCCAGCAGACACGUGAAACGUGACCACGUGGAUCUGUGCGUGACACACGCGCGGAGGCGGAGCUUUUCCCGCGCGAAAGCUCUCCACGGUGAUUCGCAGCCAGUGUUCUGUUGUUUCCCUCGGCGAGCAGUUGCCGGAUUUUCUUUUGUUCCUUUCGAACCGCCGCCGUGGACACGAAAACAACCGUCAACCUGGAGCCCACGUGCCAGAAACGACGGAAAUGUGAGGCCGACGGAAAGGAGGCGAAGGCGGAGCUGCCGCAACGCAAUAUGUUCCCUAGCGCUCAAAUCAAAAUGAGUAUAUUUGUCAGAUUGCUGUCGCCAAGCAGUUCGCCGGCCACGUCGCCCACAAUGUCGAAUUCCUCGUCACCGACGCCACCGACACCGGCUGCACCGGCUUACAACCAGAAAAUGACCGGGAUACCGUGCGUGGCAGCCGCUUCCAGGUACACGGCACCGGUCCACAUCGACGUGGGUGGCACGAUAUACACCUCCUCGCUCGAAACGCUGACCAAGUAUCCGGAGUCGAGACUAGCGAAAUUGUUCAACGGCAGCAUCCCCAUCGUACUCGAUUCUCUGAAACAGCAUUACUUCAUCGACAGAGACGGCGGUAUGUUCAGACACAUCCUGAAUUUUAUGAGGAACUCUCGGCUGUUGAUACCGGAGAAUUUCGCCGACCUGGAUCUGUUGUUAGAAGAGGCCCGAUACUUUGACAUCGCACCUAUGUGCAAGCAGUUGGAGCAGAUGAAAAAGGAGCGCAUAAAGAACGGUGCAAGGACAAUGACCACGAUGUCCUCCUCGUCGCCGAGCCUACCUCCGACGAAUCAGUUAGAAACCCGCGGCACAGGUUGUACGACGGUGCCCUGCAACCGAGACUCGGACAAGAUGCGGACGAACGAGGGUAACUGCAGCUACGAAUGCGUGGCCCUUCACGUGAGCCCGGAUCUAGGCGAGAGGGUGAUGCUCUCGGGUGGCCGGGCAUUGCUUGACGAGGUGUUCCCGGAGACGACGCAGGCGGUGAUCGACGCUCGUUCAGGAGUCGCCUGGCACCAGCAGGACGCCCGCCAUGUGAUUAGAUUCCCGUUGAACGGCUACUGCAAGCUGAACUCGGUACAGGCGAUCACUAGGCUCUUAAACGCGGGAUUUCGCGUGGUGGCCAGCAACGGAGGCGGUGUCGAAGGUCAGCAAUUCUCGGAGUACCUGUUCGUUCGACAGGCCGUCAACACUUGACGGAUUACGGCGCACCAGCGUAAGACCUGCUUGAGGACGGUUCGUUGCCUCCAUGGCCCGACCGAGUAAAAGGUCCAGGAGAAAUCUUCAAGACUGCAUCACGAAUGAUGAUGACUGUUCUGACGAACAGAGCGGUGUAGGGGUGUCGCGUGCAUUGAUUCUUCGUUCGGAGGGGCCGUCGGGCCCCGGGCUUACGGGAGAGAUUUUUAAACUGCAUUCAAAAGUAGAAAGGGCGAUUAUUUGCGAUGAGACUACUGAAGGUUUCGCUUUUGAAUCGUUUUGAUAGGAAGGACUUUCGUAAUCGUUCUGUACUCUGUGAUAUAUCGAGUUUCGUUUUUCUCCUUGAGACCACACACACAGCUGUAAAGUAUAUAUUAUAUUCACGAGGGACGUUAGUUAAAGAAUGUUUUAAUCGUAGGUGUUAAAUGAUUUAUUCGUGGAGAUUGAUUAAAA